CCUCCUCCUCAGCAUCAUCAGGAGCAGCAGCAGCAGCAGCCCUGGCAGGAGCCAGAGCCCGGCAGCCCAGGCUGCAGCCAGCCGCCUGCCGUCCCCUGCCUGCACCGUCACCCCGCCACAGCACCGGCCCCGGCCCCGCUGCUUCCCACCGGGGGCAGGAAUAGGGGAGAGGGAGCAGAGGGAGGUGCACUGCAGAGGGAUCCCAGACAACCCAGGUGAUGACCUGAAAAAAUCAUGUCUGAGGUCCAGGGAACGGUCGAGUUUUCUGUGGAGCUACACAAAUUCCAUAAUGUGGACCUUUUCCAGAGAGGGUAUUACCAGAUAAGAGCUGGGCUGAAAAUCCCAUCCAGGAUUCCUCACAGGCUCUUUGCUACAAUUGCGGGACAGACAGGUGAUUCCAGCCUUUGCUCGGCCUGCGUGCAUGAAAACAACGUUUAUAGCAGAAUAUUUCAGAUUUUGUACAGGAACGAAGAGAUCAUUCUUAAUGAAUCAAUGAACUUCAGAGUACACCUGCUUCUGGAUGGCGAAAGGGUGGAAGAUGCAUUGAGUGAGGCAGACUUUCAGCUCAAGUUGGACCUGCACUUUACUGAUAGUGAACAACAGCUGAGAGAUGUUCCAGCCAUUCCCAUGAUCAGCAGCCGUACACUGUGUCUUCACUUCCACCCCCGGAGAGGUCUGCACCACCAUGUUCCUGUCAUGUUUGACUAUUUUCACCUGUCAGUGAUAUCCGUCACAGUGCAUGCGUCACUGGUAGCAUUACACCAGCCUCUGAUCAGUUUUGCUCGUCCAGGGAAAGGAUCAUGGCUUGGUAAAGGCAACCUGGAUACAGGACCAGACCAGUCCAGUAUGUCAUUAGAAAAUCUAGUGUUUGGAGCUGGCUACUGCAAACCCACUUCAUCAGAGGGCAGCUUUUAUGUCCCAUCUGAAAACUGCAUGCAGCAUGCAUACAAAUGGCAUAAGGACCUCUGUCUUCUGCUCUUGAAUGCUCAAAGAGGACUUCACAUGUACUACACCCUCAUAAUGAAGGAGAUUCCUGAUUUACCACAACUGAAGUUGGAAGAGCUUUCCACGGAAGAUACGUUAUCUCAGCUUUGUACAGAGCUGCAGCUGCUGAGCAACCCAGAGAAGAUAGCAGAACAGAUAAGCAAGGACCUCGCCUGGCUUUGCUCCCACCUCCUGGCCCUGUGGACCCAGUUCCUGGAGGUGGCAACACUCCAUCCAGAAGUCACAGCUUAUCUGACUCAGGAGCAUCAUAUGCUAAGGGUAAGGAGAUUCUCAGAAGCCUUCUUCUACACUGAGCACCAGAAACUCGCUGUGCUGACAUUCCAGGAAGGCCUGAUCCAAAGUCAUGGACAGAUUUCUACAGAAAUUCGUAAUUCAGAGUACUUCACCAGCAUGCCCCCCCUGCCAGCGGAAUGCCUCGACAUAGAUGGGGACUGGAACACGCUUCCAGUUAUUUUUGAAGACAGGUACAUGGAUUUGCCUUGCAAAGAUCAGAAUUUGGAUGUUUUCCCAGAUUUUGAGGUUCCUGAAAAUACGCAAAUGGAUGUAAUAGACGACAAGGAAGAUUUUUCGUCAAAUGAUGCCACUGCAGUAACAAAAGCAGACUUUGGGAAAGGUACUCUGCUAAUACACACAGACAGGAUAAAUGGGAAUCUGUCCUGCUUGUACAGUGGUACUGAAGGUGCUGCUCACGCAGCAAAGGGUUUAAACCCACACUCCACAUCUCAGGUAUGUACAUUGAACAAAGAAGGCCAAAGGAAACCUGAAAAUAUUUUUGUUUCAAGUAAGGAAACUACUGACUCAGAGCCAGGCAAUACAGAAUGCACAUCAGAGGAAUUUAAAACACACAAAGAAGUUUUAUUAAAAGACAAUAGACUUGCAGCGGGUGUUACCUCUGGAGACAUGAAACCUAGCAAUAAGGAUGCCCACAAAAGUGAGCCCGUGUUAAUUGUUAGUGCUCAGUAUGAGUGCAGAGCAUGUGGAACUGAUGGCUUGGAAGACAGGUCAGAAAUAGAAAACACAGCCGAAUCUGGUCAUCCUGAGAAUAAUUUCACUUCUGAGCUUGCACUGAGUGAGUUAACCAGUCUUGAAAAAACAGCAGAUCCAGACAACAAGACUCUGGUGCCUGUUUUGAAAGCUUUGCCUGCCCACAGCUUGGAAGUGAAACUGUUCGCAAAGGAGCAACGAACUGAGGAGUGUGAAGAAUUUACCCUGAUGUCAGGGGUUAUAAAGAGAUCCUCCUCCAUAAUAUCUGAUUCGGGCAUUGAAAGUGAACCAAGUUCGGUGGCAUGGUCUGAUGCUCGUAGCCGGGCUCUGGAGCUGCCCAGUGAUCGAGAGAUCCUGCACCAUUUGGUACGGAGACAUGCCAUCCACCGAAAUUCCCUAGAGGGUGGCCACACAGAAAGCAAUACUAGCUUGCCCAGUGGAAUCCAAGCAUCACUCACAUCCAUUAGCUCUUUGCCCUUUGAAGAAGAGGAGAGAGAAGUGGAGCUUACCAAACUGACCAAGUCUGUCUCAGCUCCUCAGAUCAGUAGCCCAGAAGAGCCUGUGGAGGAGGUGGAUAUAUCCAAACACAGCGAAGCAACCUCAGGAGACUCAGGAGGAUAUUUAAAAAGUUGCAUGGAAACAGAGGAUGGAGAUAAGCAAUUAAUCAUGGACUUCUCUGGGUGUCAUAUCACCACUGAAAGUGGACAGCUAGAACCAAAAGAACAUCCCAAACCCACUGCCAAACACAGUAGUGGUCACAUGGAAUUACACAGGGAGGAGGCAAAAGAAAGUCUUUCAGAGACUUACUGUAGUUUGGAGUGUGCAAAACCACCUGUAUGUCCAAAGUCACUUGGAGAUAACAUCUCUGAAUUCCAGUCACUGGAGAGCAAUGGUGAGUGCAGCUUAAAAACACCAAGGGCUAAUAAUUACUCGGACGAAAGUACAGAAAAGUUUGGUGCAUGCAUCAAGGAUCCAAAGGAUAAACCUAAGCCGGACAGUUUCGAAAUACAACAAGGCUUUUACACCGAUAUCAGAGUAACAGGAGAGGAGAGCUUCUCACAAAGCAUAAAGGUGUUACCUGAUACUUGUAAUCCUGUUUCAGCUGCUUCAGAGACUUCAAUAGAAUUCGGCUCAAUGCAAGGAGAAUGUGGUAGGUCUCUUGCUGGUGAGAGCCAGGUGGUGUAUGCAGAAAUGCAGGGGUUACAAGAAGUUGAACUCAAUGACUCACCUGCCUCAGCAGACCCUGCUUCAGGAUCCUACCAGGAUGAAUAUCCUCAGGAACCCGACAGCCAAGAGCAUAAACUUGUAGCUAAUGGCACUGGGUUUCAUUCGGUGACGACAGAGGGGGUGGCACUGGAAAGCAGAAAGGCUGUUGAUGUGGUUAACCUCUCUGUCUCUUGCACGGCCACAUGUCUUCCCUUUUCUUCUGUGCUCAAAGAGACCCCUGCGAUGGUCGGCUUCUCUGCAAAGCAGGCUGUGUUCCCCAUCACACGACAGCCUCUAGGCUCCUUUGGAGUUGUUUCUUCUAACUCAAAUGAGGUGGAUGAAGAGGCCAAUGAAAGGAUGCUGAAUUUUUAUCAGGCCAAAGAAAAAUUUAAAAAAGAAAUGAAGAUUGAAGGAUUUCUGUACAGUGACUUAUCUGUACUAGCUUCUGAUAUCCCAUAUUUUCCACCAGAGGAAGAGGAAGAAAAUUUGGAAGAUGGAAUUCACCUGGUUGUCUGUGUCCAUGGGUUGGAUGGUAACAGUGCAGAUCUACGGCUGGUAAAGACUUUUAUAGAACUGGGACUCCCUGGUGGAAAACUGGACUUCCUAAUGUCUGAACGAAAUCAGACUGAUACUUUUGCUGAUUUUGAUACAAUGACUGACCGAUUGUUGGAUGAAAUUAUUCAGCAUAUUCAGUUGUAUAACCUCUCCAUAUCCCGAAUAAGUUUUAUUGGACAUUCCCUUGGUAAUGUCAUCAUCCGAUCUGUACUAACUCGCCCCAGGUUUCGCUAUUACCUCAACAAGUUACAUACCUUCCUGUCCCUCUCUGGACCUCACCUGGGAACACUUUACAACAAUAGCACUUUGGUUAGUACAGGUCUGUGGCUCAUGCAGAAGUUGAAAAAAUCAGGGUCACUUUUGCAAUUGACUUUCAGGGACAACGCAGAUUUACGCAAGUGUUUCCUCUACCAGCUCAGCCAAAAAACAGGCCUUCAGUACUUUAAAAAUGUUGUGUUAGUGGCCUCACCCCAAGACAGAUAUGUACCCUUCCAUUCAGCAAGAAUAGAAAUGUGCAAAAAUGCUCUUAAAGACAGACACACAGGUCCUGUUUAUGCAGAAAUGAUUAACAACCUGCUCCAGCCUUUGAUUGGGGCGAAGGACUGCACUUUGAUCAGACACAACGUGUUCCAUGCUCUGCCAAACACCGCCAACACAUUGAUUGGCCGGGCAGCCCACAUUGCCGUGCUGGACUCUGAACUUUUCCUGGAGAAGUUUUUCCUUGUGGCAGGACUCAACUACUUCAAAUAGUGCCUGAAGUAUGGGGUAGCAGAGGCAAACCAUUUCACUGAGUGGAGGAGAAUCCCUUAGCCAAAAGCGUGCAGUGUUAGAAAUGAGAUCAGGUGGGACUUUCAAUCUCUCUCCAUUUCAAUUUCUGUUUCAGAGAAUAAAGUGCUAUGGCUUUAAGGCAUUCAAGCUUCCAAAUAUUGGUGCUUUUGGAAGAAAUAAAUAUUCCUCUUCUGUUUAUAUGUUGUUUGUCCACAUAAAGACAUGAGCUACUUCUGAAGUAGAGAAUCAAAAUAAAGAUGGUUAAUAUUAUCUAAAUGUGAUGGGACCAAUAUGAUCACCAUUUCUCUUGAAUAUUAACCCAGGAACUUGUCUGUUCUUGAUUUAAUGCUUAUUUACAUAUUAACAAAGCUAUACAUCUGUAGCACUUUGGGGUGGUUAAUACAAGAGGAAAAAAGUGUAUAUGAACUCAGGUUAAAACUUCCUUUGCAAUGAAAUGAAAAGUCUAAAAAACAUUUAUGAAAAUUUUAACAUUUCUGUUUCUCAAAAUAAAAUGGUUCCAUCAUUGGUAAUCAUUUGUAACAUGCACAUAUUCAAAUCAUGGAAAGGGGGAAAAUAUUUAACAUAGAAUGAAAAAAAAAAUCUUGAUAUUUGACUUUUUUUUAGAAAAAAACUUUUAGUUGGGAAGACUUUUCUUCAAGUUGGAAGCUGCCAGACUGAUAGGAAUCUAUUGGAUUUCAUGUGAAAUAUCAGUGGCAUCUGUUAACAUUUCUCCUGUUUACAUUUCUAGGAUACCAUUACUGUGCUUGUCAUUAUAACCUUAGAGGUACAAUUUUCACUUUUAAAUUUGUAUCUGAAUACAUUUAUCGCAGGGUAUUAUAUAUAUAUAUAUGUGUAUAUAUAUAUAUAUAUAUAUAUAUAUAUAUAUGUUAGUCUGAAAUUCAAAAUCUAGCCAGUAAUAUCCCUAAAAAACACCAAUCAGAUGAAAUUAGGUUGGUGACCUAUAGCAGUAAAGAUUGUGGAAAGGUUAAAAACCAUACAUAUGUCUUCUUAGACUUCUCUGUAAUGCUAUAAUAGGGUUUUACUAAUUCCCAUUUGCAGUGCUAUGUGCAGUCCUAAUUAUUAUAUGGUUACAGCUGGUCAAAACAUUUAAAACUUUAUUCGUACAAAGUUUUCAGAAUUCUUUUCAAGGGUUUGGAAAAGAACCCAUUUUUCUCACUGUUUGUAUUUUUUUGCAUUUUUAAUUUGUUUUUAAUCAAAAAGUUGUCAGCAUUUUAAAUGACAGAUUUCAAUAACCGUCUAUAAGUUUUCAUACCACUUUGAUAAAUUUUCAAUGUCACAGCAGUUUUUCAAAAAGGAGGAGGUGAAUAACUCUUCACAAAUAUUUGUGUUUGGAAGGAAGGUAAUUUUUUAAAGCAAGUGUAAUUUGUUUAAAAACAUAGGUGACCAGCCCUCUAUAUCUUGUGAAAAAAUAAAACAAAUGAACAUAAAAAAUUGAUUCUAGGAUUCAAGACUAUCAUCAGUGAACUAGGAUCAAGACAGUGGAAAUUUCUGAAAUAAAAGAAUUAAAAAAUGAAAGCAAACAAUUUUGCAACCCCAGGGGAAUAUUUGUACAUGCAAAACGUAAAACUAGCUGUGUUCAAAAGAAGAAAAAUGGAAAACUUUUGAAGAAUUAGUUCAAGAAAAGGGUUGCUGACAAAUUGGAACUAGGGUGGUCUGAUAAUGCAGGCAUGUUUUGAAAUAGAAAGGAAUAAGAAGGAAUAUCCAAAAAGGUAAGACUAAGACAUGAAAACAGAAAGGUAUAUUGCACGUAAAAUCAUCUUCUGCCCUUCAAAGGUGAUACUGAAAUUAAAUAGAAAUGAUCACAUGGUGCAUUUCAAUAGCGAUUAGUUUUGUAAAAAUUAAAUAUUACUGCAGUACUUGAAGUAAAUAAGUAGAUACUAUUCUCUUUUUUCCUUUUAUAAAUUGACAUUUUAAAGCUAAAAGAUGAAUUUUACCAGUUAAAAAUAGAUGCUGUGUCAGGAAUCAAUAAUUUCUGGGUCCCAUGUCUUGUUUUAGAAAUCUUUAUCACUGUUUCGCCUCAACAUUUUAAUGCCAACUGAACUUACAUAUCACAGCUUACUUCUUCCUUGAUAAAUUGUUUACACAAUGUUAAACAUAAUGGGGCAUGGAGGUGAAGCUUUCGUACAGUGGUUUUUGAUCCACAGACAUGGACUUCUAAGGAGUAUGUGAAAAGCAAGAAAGAAAAGCAAUCCUCAAACAUCAGCAGUCUUUAGUAAGUUAUAUGGCGAUCUCCUUUAGAAAUUUUUGGCAGUCUGCACAUGGAAAAUUUUUUAAAUCGUUGAGAGGCUAGUUUACACAUAUAUACAUACCUAAUGUGUGUGUGUAUUUGCAAUGCAUACAAAGAAGUAUGCUUAUUUCAAGGUCAAACACUCCAUGUUUUUAAUCAUGAAUAUACUGGAUAUGAAAACAUACUGGUGUAGUGCUUCUUAAAAUCAUACAGGUGGUUUCUUGCCUUGCCUUGUACAUUAGACAGCAUUCCUAGCCUUCUAUUUGCAUACGUGUGGGAGAGGGGAAAUGUGAAAAAGUCUCUUUUGUAUUACUGCAGAAAUUGGUGGCCUGUUCAGUACGUUCACUUUCACAUUGUACACUGCUACCAGUGCUGUGACUUAUGGACAAACAUACCUAAAGAUUUCCAUGUUCCUGUCCAUAUCAUGUUCUUCCACAGCUCAGAGUCUGAUUUCAGUGGAGUUGGAUUAGGUUCAUUCAACUUGCUCCUUGGAGGGUGUAAUAGAGAGCUUCUAUAGAGCCUCAGAAAAAUCUGGGAGAUGUCAUUCCUGUGAAAUGAUAUGACACAGAUUUUAUCUUCCUUUUGCUGCCAGAACGUUGUGGGAAAUAUUGGCAAUAACUGUCUAGCUUAGCAUUCAUUUUGAGGUUCUCAGAAUAGUCUCCCUUUCUUUUAUGCUUUUUAAUGGGAUAUUGCCUUGAUAAUGACACAGAAUAUUGUAAAUCUUCUCUAACGGUAUAGACUAUAUUGCAAAGAAAUCCUCAUUGUCAUUAUAAUGUAAAUAACAUCUGAGUGGUUGCACUUCAUCAAAACAUAGCAA
Cygnus olor (mute swan) is the source of this 7583-nucleotide messenger RNA. RefSeq names its product family with sequence similarity 135 member B (gene FAM135B). The transcript is spliced from 20 exons. Lineage: Eukaryota; Metazoa; Chordata; Aves; Anseriformes; Anatidae. Bases 235 to 4500 code for a protein of 1421 amino acids. The record is from RefSeq and is a predicted model, not a curated record.